Lymnaea stagnalis (great pond snail) is the source of this 10057-nucleotide messenger RNA. The record is from the annotation of a GenBank genome assembly. Lineage: Eukaryota; Metazoa; Mollusca; Gastropoda; Lymnaeidae.
CAUUAUUUUGCCACAAUUAUCAAAUCAUCUCCAUUGAAAACACCAACAGUUGUAUCUUCAGAACCUGCAUGUUUAUAUGGCACACCUACGGCUGCUGUGAGUAAGUGGUCUUGGAAAGAAGGAGAUAUUUCACCUUGGAAAGGAAAGUCUGGUUCUCGUUCCAGUUUAAAUAACAAUGAAGACUUUCAAACUGAAAAAUCUCCGAUUGCCAAUGCUAACUUUGGGGACCAUGAUGAGGAAAUGCAGUCUGAUAGAAUUUGGGGAAAUAUGUUCAAAUUAGAUCAAGACACCCAAGCUCCCCAAAUAGGGGACUGCAAGUUGGACUUGACUCUUUGUAACUUGAAUAACCAUGUUGGAGACCACAGUGCUUUGAAAAGUAGCAAAAGACAAGACUGGUUUGAUAUUGAUAAUAUCAGUCUGUCUGAAUCCUUCUCUAGCCUCACCAGGGAUGAUAUUUACACUGUUGGGGACAUGCUUUCAUGCAGUUCAGUCUUGAAUAAUAACAAAACCAAUCAAAAGUCCAUGGAUGGAAGUGAUGAAUUUCAUGACUACUUCACCAGAAAAUCUAGACACUCACAUUUGGAAGAUAUCAGCCUGUGGGAAGGGAAUGUUAAAGGAGAAAUAAAUGGAAACACAGGUGAAUGUUUGUUUUAUUCGUCUUCUGUCCACUUUUACCGAAAUAGCAGGCCAAAGCAUACCCCUGUCCAGAUUAAACACCAUUUGGUUCAAGAAGCACUAUGUGGAGAAUGACUAACUCUAUGGUUUUAUAUAUACACUGUUGUCCAAAGGUCCUUUGUGCAUCCAUAGAACACAACCUUACAAGUAAGGUCAAGAGUGGUGCUAAGAUAUUUCAUUCCUGAAAUUGGUAGGCAGUUGAAAGCCCUGGCCUGCUUGUGUGUUUCUGUGAGAUGCAGAUGUCAUCAUUGUCUGUUUUUCACUUGUGCUGCUGAGUUUCUUGAGCUGUGGGCUGACAUUGGCAGAGUCACUGGGAUAAUCAUCGUGGGGAGGGUAGGAUGUGGAGAAGCCUCUUCAUCAUGGUACAUCUUAAGGUUGCUGGCAAGUUAGGUGUUGCUUGGUAUCUUGUCAGUGUUGUUGGAGCCAUCAAUGAUUUCUUUGUUGGUGUUGUGUCAGCGAUCAAGGUAUGCUUCUUUUGUUCCUGGGCAGAGUGGAUGUUUGUUAUGAUGGUUGAGAAGAUCUUUUCAUGAAUAGAUGUCAAUGUAUUCAUCGUCUCAAAGGGUCAUACGGCCCACAAUAUCCCCUUCUGAGGGUUUGAGGUCCAUAGGAUGGCCAUCCUUCCUUACAUGACCUCAAAAGGAGUGCACUUGUUUGAGGCAUGCACUGAUGUGUAAUAAGAAAACAGAACACCAGGAAUGAACUUGUCCCAGUAGUUAUCUUGGUCAUGAACAAGCUAAAUAAGAGUUUCUUUGAGUGUUCAAGUGCCAUGUUCCUGUUGGCCAUUUGUUUAUGGGUGGUAGCCAGAUGCAAUAUGGUGAUCAGUUUGGAAAUUCUCCAUCAGGUUGUCAAUGAUCAAAUUCACAAACUCUCAUCCCUGGUUACAAAUCACAUUGUCCAUAUAACUAAGGCAACAAAUAAGGAGGGCACAAAAAAUUUGCCACUGACUUUUCACUCUUAUGUGGAACAGCUGUUGCUUCAGUCCACUAGAAGAAAUGAUCAGUGGCUGUAUAUUUGUUAGCAUUUGAUGUUUCCUAAUGGGCACCGAUCAUAUCACUACCAAAUAUGCUCCAUACUUUUCCAGGCACUGGUAUAAUGUUGAGUUAUGGAGCCUCCUAGCUGACAAAACAUUUUUGACAGGCUUUGACAUGUAUGUGAACGCCGUGUUCCUCAUUCUCUUCCAGGUUUUUCUCAUGUUUUAUGUCUAUAGAAAUGGCCACAAGCAGCUGGGAUGGCAUUAUAAGCCUUCAGGAUAUUUUUCCUUGGCUUUUUAUUGAGAACCUCCUUUUCCCCAUGGUAAAGAUCCUUCCUACUGCUCAAUAUGGCGUAGCUGUUUGUCUGAAAUUGGGCUGGGCAUUUAAUUGUUUCUUUGGAGGUAGAUCUUAGAUCUAUUGGGGGUACUUACUUAAGUUGUGUUGCAGUGUAGCAUCAGAAAAGCUUGUCAUGCAGUUGGUCUUCCAAAUUUAAGGCAGGAUGGUUUUGGGGGAUAUUUUAUAGGGAACAAAUGUUUUCUUUAAGCCGACAAAUACAAUAAGAUGACUUAAGCAACAUUGACAAAUUCCCACAAUGUUGCCUCCACUGCUUGUCUUGUCUCAUCCUUUUAAACCUGCCUAUGCUACAACUACGCUGAUAUUCAUUAAUUUUCUAAACUUGGUUUGACUAUCACGUUACAAAGAUAUAGUCUGGCCUAGGGGCCACUAGGGGGAUAUAUUCUGAUAUUUGAGUCUUAUGGUUUGUCUUUCAGCUUCCUCACAUAAGUUAACCAACAAAGCUGAACCCUCAAUAAAAUGUUGAACUAUCAGUAAUUCUUGUUUAUCUCUAUACAAUGUUGAUAUGGGGGUGGGUGGAAAAAUCUGGCCUUAUGGGGUAUAGUCUGGCCUAGGCUUUUUAACCCCCAAGUUUAGUUGGUCCUAUGCCAGAUUAACCCCGGGCUUAAACUGGACGAGUGUAUACUCCGGCCUGCUGCAUUGGUGAAGUAUAGUUGAUAAAUGGCUGCAAGGUGUAAGAGCUCCUGGAGGUUCAUCUUGCGUCCUUAACACAUUGAUCCACCAAUGGUGUGGUCUUCCUCAUGCCUUUAAACUGGAGUGCUUGCUGUUGUAAGCUUGCAAUGCAGGUUGGUUGACAGGCAUUCUGACCAGGUGGUGAAACCAAUUGAUUGAUGGGCAAUAUACUGGCUGAUUGGGAUAGUACCAACCAAUUUAUUCAAUUAACAUAAUAUGUAUUUCUCAAAUUAAAACUAAAACCAAGGAGGGGAUUAAUUUUUUUUACACAAAGUGUCAUUACCACACCAGCCCCUUCCUUUUUAACCCUUCAGAACUUAGCAUCAAAAUGAGAAAUGUAUGGAUUUUUUUAAAAAGAUAACUAAGGGUACUCUUUCCAGGGUUAAUGUGGAAGUUGUUCAGUGAAAACAAAAGAUUACACAUGUAUCAUAACAUUUUUAAGACCUUGAUUUUUAUAGAUCCAGAAAUCCUGCUGUAGUAAAAUUUGACCAUUUUAUCAUAGGCUCCCAACUUUUACCCAUUUUCAAGAAGUGACUAAUGACCUCAUUUCAUAGGAGCAAAUUGAUCCUCUACCCCAAAAUAAUUUUUAAAAAAAUACUAUAAGAGAAAUUACAUUGAAAAUAGCUGCAGUAUUAUAAAAUCAUUUAAACCUUUUUGAAACAGAUUAAAAAAACACAUUUCUUUAAAAUCAUUAUUUUUAGUUUAUUGUUUCAGAAAACCAACCAUGACCCUCUUUGGGGGUAGGGACCCAUAGUUUGGGAACAGAGCAGUAGAUCAUUUUACUGUUUUGUAAUGUGUAAAAUGUUUCCUCUCCAGAUCGGGCCAAACCAGAUACAAAGAAAAGCUCUGGAGAUGACAAUCAGGUUUGGAUGAAGGUAUUUCUUAAUUGAUUUUAUGUUUAAUUAAAGGUUUAUUACAAAACUAAUUACAAUAUUCAAGUUACCUGAUUAAUCUUGUUAAAGUAGUGCAGAACAAUCUGUGUGUCAAGCUAAAACAUUACAUCACAGACAAAAUGAUGGAUAGAUUUCAUAAAUCUAGUCACAAUUUGCCAAUCUCUUAUUUAUUUUUAAUUAAGUUUGAAUUUUAAAGAAACUAAAAUUAUAUGGUUGCCUCCCUGGCCUGCAAAAAAACUGGGUGUCAAUAAAUUUGAUUUUUAUAGAGGGGCAAAUGUUACAUUUUGUGUUGGUUAUUGCAAUAUAUCAUUAAUGCCGCUUUAGCUGUAGGCAACACUUUUUUUUGUGUGGCUUUCCAAGUAAUGUCAAAUAUCUGUGAUUUUCAUUUAAAAAAUUGAGCUACCUUUCAAAUAAUGUAGUGGAAAAAAACAUCCCUAAACAUUGUCGAGCAUAUAAUGUAAUUAAUUGUUAAAGGAAAACAACUUUAUAGAGCUAUAUUUUAAUACAAACCUUUUUAGUUUUAAGAAAAUGUGUAAUAGUUGUUUGCAUUCUUUUCCUAUCUGAUACCAGAGAUAUACCACCUUACUUGGCCUUAGAAGGCAGGGGUGGGUGGGUUUAAAGUAAAUCACACCUCUACCAUAUAUUUCUUGCCAUACUGAGGAUCCCAAAUAAUAAUUCUACUGUUUGAUGAUUAAAUUGCAUUUAUUUUUGUAGGUGACUAAUGCCAAGAAACAGAAGGUAUCCAUCAGUGAUAGACUGGAGGAGUUCAGGCAGCAGGAAAAGUAUAAAAACUUGACCACUCGCAUCCUAGAGAUUUACAAGAAUUUAACAAGGUCACCAGCAUUUUUGUUACUAAAUCUUGUUUUGUAAUGCAUAUUAUUAAUUUUACUAGAAGUAAUCUCCCAAAAAGGUGGCAGCCCAAUUAGUAAUAAUGCUAACUUCUGUGAAUUUUAUAACAAUUCAUGCAUCCCUAUGCUAACUACUGGGAAGUAUAUUUCCAGACCUGUUUACUCAUACAAUUUUGAGAUGUCUUUUACAAUUGUACCCCAAGACCUAUCAGAACUACGAUUUUUAGAGACCGGGUUGAAUACAUAUACAUUCCGAUAGUUUUUCAGAUUUAAAAAAAAUUUAAAAAUAGAAAAUUUUCGUUGUUGGAUUUAAUUUGAAAUCAACAUCCAGCAGUGAAUGGAUUGAGAAUACGAUUGGUUAGGGACCAUCUAUAAUUAUAUUAAGUUUGCCAUGAAAAGGGAAUGUAGUUGUGUUGAUUUAGGAGAUUGAUUUUGUAUACAGUUUUUUUCAGGGUUGGGGGGGGGGGGGGUCAAAUUAUUUAAGUUUAUAAAAUUAAAACCCCCACAUUUUUAUAAAGAAAGUGGUAUGGUCAUAUUUUUGCUUUGUGUUUUCCUAAUAAACGAACUCACUAGACACGGCAACAGUAAUAUUAGCGUAGUCACCCUAGUGACAAUUUUAGUCCAUCCGGGGCCAUCCUUAUAGUAUGUACACACUGAGUGGGGAAAGGGGGGGGGGGAGGGCGAUUUAUUAAAUUUUUCCUAUACGUAAAUAUGGCCCAAAAAAGGCGGGGGAGGGGGGGGAUGGUGGUUGUCUGGCCUGAUGGUAUGAACAUUAUUCAAAAAUUCUACGAUAUUCACCCUGAAAGUAAGAAAACAGCAUAUUUAUAUUUUAUAGUAUGUACACACUGAGUGGGGAAAGGGGGGGGGGAGGUCGAUUUAUUAAAUUUUUCCUAUACGUAAAUGUGGCCCAAAAAAGGCGGGGGAGGGGGGGGGAUGGUUGUUGUCUGGACUGAUGGUAUGAACAUUAUUCAAAAAUUCUACGAUAUUCACCCUGAAAGUCAGAAAACAGCAUAUUUAUAUCUCAAGUGCUGUAAAUUUAACACUCAAUAUUUUGUAAGAAUUAUCAUCAUAAAGUUGUUACAUAUUUUCAAAAAUGAACUCGCUGGAUAAACUUGGAUAGUACUAAUAAUUAGAGAUAAUACAGUAAUAUUUAGUCAACUGUAUGUUCAACGUGCUAUUACCUUCUUUUUUGGGAUCAGCUUUUAACUCGAUCCCACUAGAAACGAGUAGUUAUUGUAUACAUUAUAAUAUACUCUGUUUAUUUAUUGACUAUUAAGAUAUUGUUUUGUAUGAUUUUGAGAUGAUAUUGUACGAUUUUAGGAGCUCGAGGGUAAACAUGUCUGUAUUUCUAUAAUAAUUCAUGUCUCCCUCUUUAGUUCUAGCUUCUGUGAAUUUUAAUACUAUAAUAAUUCAUGCAUACCUAUUGGUGCUAACUUCUGGGAAUUUAUUUCUAUACUAAUUCUGUAGGUAUGCAUGUAUGGCUGUAACACUGUGUUAAAUAGGAGGCGCAAAAUAAAAACUGCUUCUAGCAGAAGACCUUCAAUUAUCAUGCGUAGUGACUGUAAACAUUGCAUUUCUCAUAUUUUUCACAAAGUCAAAGCUGUCAUUGAAUCAUGUAAAUUACGGUAACCACUGUCUACUCUUAUUUACUCCUUUUAAAUGUUCAAUCUCUACAGUAGGCCUACUGCUAUUUAAAAAAUAAUAAUUUUGUUCAUUUAAAUGCUUACAGAGAAGAAGCACAGGAUAUUCUGGAGACGGUAUUUACGGAGACGCAUGGCAUGAUAGGGAUGAGGCAGCCUCAGAUUCUGUCCGAGGUGCAAGCAGCACUUACUGAACUCUAUCCAGAGAAGAUAAUUGUUCUAAAGAAAGUGAAUCUUGUGAGGACCUUUUAGCAAAGCAAUUUUAGUUACCAAAUAAAUUAAAUAAUAUUUGAAAAUUACAUCAUAACUUUUCCCCCAAAGGUAAUGAUGUAAGUAUUUAAACAUGCCAACAAUUGAAAUGUUGCUAAAAAGGUUUAAAAUAGAAAUUGGGUAAAAAACGAGAGCACCAUAUAUUCUUAAAAGUGUCACUUUUAAUCAGGAGCACUAAUUAAUUGUUAAAUGAAAGUUUCCAAAUGCAGCUAGUUUUGAAACAUUAUUUGAAACUCUUAUCAAUUGCUUGUUCUGUUUUAUACUAAAUGUAUUGAGAAUCAAUACCAAUUUCUUGUUCUGUUUUAUGUUAUAUGCAUUGAAAAACCUUACAGUUUCAUGACCAUAUUUAUUCAGAUUUAGUAUUUGUAAUUUUAUUUACAUUUAUAAAUCAAGCUAAAUGCCUUUGAAAGUUUCUUCCCAAAUUCCUUUUUAUCCUUGUACCAUAGCAUAUACGGGUUUGUUGACAACUGUGUUAUGAUAUCUAAAAUUUGUAAACAAUAAUAAAAUCACACAAGUUUGAGAUCAUUUGAUCUUUUCAAAUAAAUAUCUUGAAACUCCCAUUGGAGGCUCAAUGUGCAAGAAUUUAUUUAAAUUUGUAAUUUUUUGUGUGUUUUCCAUAGAAUAUUUCAGCUAAAUACAGCACUGCUAACUCCAGUAAAAACAUUAACAAGUCUGCACAGUCCAAGGAUAGCACACUCCGGUCUUCUGGGAAUGUUUCUAAACAUACCAGCGCUAUUGAUAACAACUCUUCAGUCAGUGAUAGUGACAGUUCAGACGAUUUGCUUCAGACUUCAGAAUGGAAUAUUAAAAAACAGGUAUGCUUUGAACAUGCUAGUAAUUUUUCUCCCAUUUUUCCUAAAGUGGUAAGCACUGGAAAGUUUUUGCUAAAAAAAAUGUGACAGCAUUAAAAAAAGUUGGACCCGAGUGUGCUGAUGAGGCUGUUCACCGGUACACUGAAUAUGAUCUUACAAGGUCUCAUAUUUUAGGUAGCACUGAUAAUGCUUAUAAUGCUACAAUGCUGAUGGCACUGAAAAGUAUGAGCCAGAAAACUACAGCCUUAAUAGUGCUGAAGCUACAAUGCCAGUAUGCCUCAAGACUCAACUCAUAGCACUGAAGAUGCUGUGACCUAUCACAGCAAAGCAGUUAGAGUUCUUAAGAUGUCUCUAAGGGAAGAUGAAAAAGAUCAUUAUUUAAAAAAAAGCAUGCAAUAUUCAAUAGUAUUUUCCCUUAUUUAAUUUUGAUGGCCAUUUUUUUUACUAAGAAUUAAUUAAUUUAAAAUGAAUUAUAAAAAAUAUGUUAAUGUUUUUAAAUCCAGUAUAGUAUUUAUAACUGUAGGUGUAUACCAUGCAUGCCAACCUUUGGUUUUAAAAAAACUGUACAAAAAGUCCUAAAAAAAGUUUACAGCAGCAUGAAAAACUGUGCAGAAAAAAAAAUAAGGUAGAAAAAGGAUAAUUUAUGAAUUUUCAUCAUGUUUAUCAAUGUUUUGAAUGCAUGAAUAAAAAAUGAAUAGUCUCACCUUUGCUGCAUGCACAUUCAUGAAUACAUUAUUAAUGAAUACAUCUCAUCUUUUAAUGGAAAACAGCUUGUUGCAAGUCCGAUUUUUUUCAAAUUAUUAAGUUUUUCUACACAGGUCAAUUGCAAUUUUAUUAACAAUGAACAGAUGACUGCACUGCUCCUAGAGCGUUAGUAUUCUUGCCACUAUAAGAUAUGGUGUAGUCAUUUGUUUUGAGGUUGUCUGCAUUUUUCAAUUGAAUUUCUUUCAAUGCAGCAAUAGAUAUUUUAUACUUAAUCAGUUGAUUUAUUAGGUUGGCUAAGUCUCCAGCUCUAAACAGGCUUAGCACAUUCCAGGUCGCAAUCCAAAAAUCAUGUCCAGAUCCAGGCAUAGGUCGAUUUCCAUUGAAAUCAGUCAGGGUUUUAUUCUGUUGAUUGACUUUUGUAACAUUUAUUAUUUUACAUGGCCAGGUUGUUAUCCCUGCGCACAACCGUCUGGGGGGCUGCCCCUUACAGCUCUCUAGGUAGCUUCCUUAAUUUUUGGUAAGGUUCCCUAGCUUUUGUGGAUACCUCCACUUCCUACUAGGCAGUAGGUUCUGAUUUAGAUCUGCCCCGGGUAUUUUAUUUCCCUAGUACCCUCCAUAUCUGGUGGGCUCUCCCCAUCCAUCAACUGGAAGAUCAGUAUCUCUGCAUGAGAACCUAAUAGAUCAACUAAUUAAAUUUAUAAGCUCUAUUGCUGCAUUGCAAGAAAUUCGAGGGAAAGAAUGCAGACAUCCUCUAGACCAGUGGUUUUCAACCUGGGGGUUUGGGGGUUGUACCACCGUUACACAAGGGUGGCCUAAGACCAUCGGAAGACACAUAUUUACAAAGUAGCAACGAAAAUAAUUUUUAAGUUGAGGUUCAGCACAACAUGGGGAACUAUAUUAAAGGAUCACGGCAUUAGGAAGGUUGAGAACCAUUGCUCUAGACCAGGGGUCAGAACCUUUUUGUCUGAGAGAGCCAUGGACACCACAUAUUUUAAAAGUAAUUCUGUGAGAGCCAUACAUUAUGUUAAAACUAAAAAUUGUAGAAAAUUUGUAGAAUGAAAUAUUGAUAUGCAAUUAAUAUGCAGAUCAAAAGAGUCUAAAGAAACGUUUUUUUAUAAUCAAACAUUUGUCUGCGAGCCAGAUGCAGCCAUCAAUAGAGCGACAUGUGGCUCACCAGCCAUAGGUUCCCGACCCCUGCUCUAGACAAUAGACUUCACCUUAUUUUAGAGUGGCAACAAUACUAACACUUUAUUUAUAAAACUGUAAUCAGACCAGUUGUGACAUACUCAAGUGAAACUUGGACCCUAACAAAAACUGCUGAAUCCUAUUAAAUAACAUGGGAGAGAAAAGUUCUCCUGAAAAUAUAGGGACUAACAAAGGAUGAAUAUGGAUGGAGAAUAUGAACCAACAAGGAAUUUUUUAGUCCAUAUCAAGUAACCACACUAGUAGCAGAAAUAAGAAACGGCAGGAUACACUGGGCUGGACACUUAGAAAGAAUGCCAAAUGACAGAGGAGUGAAGGGGUAGAUUUUUCAACAGGACAACGGCUCAAAGGCAGUCUUAGGCUUAGAUGGAUGGAGGAUGUGAAGAGAGAUCUACAGCAGCUGGGAAUCCAAGCAUGGAAAAGAAAAUCAUCAGUUAGGUCAGAGGGAUCAAGCCAUGCCAUUGUAUUAGAUAGGAACAAUGACCAAUGCUAGUCAUUGAUUGAUAGUUUGCUAAUAUUAAAUAUAGUUAAUUAUUUAAUAUAAAUUAAAAUAACCCUGCACAUUUUUUUACACAUACAGAUUUGUAAUUCAUACACCUUGGCAAACAUAUAAAUACUGUACAAAGUAUUGGUAAACUGUACUGGUUGGCUUGUAUGGUGUAUGCUAAAAUAAUUAAAGAUUUAAAAAAAUUAAUGACAUAUUUUGUAAAUAAAUUUAUUUUAGUCUUUAUUUAUGCAUAGCACAUAACUCUUCUAUUUUUUCUGCUUUACUUCCUAGUGAUAGAGGUGUUAAACGUUAAUCCCAAUGUAACGACUGUGACAUAAAAAUAAUUGUUCGUCAGUUGACUCGAUGAGGACCACUCUAAUCAUCCUAAUGAAGCUGGUUCUGUCUGUGGGUGAGAAGAUAUCUGAUGAUACCAAUUUUUUGCAGUAGGUGCAAGUUGGACCCAUUAUGUACCAAGAAGCUUGAUCCUUUUCCGUUUGUUCUCAUGAGCCAUUGAUAAUAACAUCCAC